This is a messenger RNA of Populus euphratica (Euphrates poplar), 1705 nucleotides long. Its product is annotated as protein trichome birefringence-like 19. The record is from RefSeq and is a predicted model, not a curated record. Bases 20 to 1327 code for a protein of 435 amino acids. Gene Ontology annotation, molecular function: O-acetyltransferase activity. Lineage: Eukaryota; Viridiplantae; Streptophyta; Magnoliopsida; Malpighiales; Salicaceae. The transcript has 2 exons. Gene Ontology annotation, cellular component: Golgi apparatus.
GCCCCAACAGAGUGCACAAAUGCAAAGUUUGUUGUUUUACUUCACCAUGAAGUUUAAUGACAUUGAGUUUUCCAUUGGAAAGAACACGCAGCACAGCGCCUCCAAAAAGCUGCUGCUGCUAGCCCUCUGUCUAGUUUUCCUCACCAUCGUCCCUCUGUAUCUGUUGACAACUUCACGUUCACCACCACCAUCCCCUAAGAUUGAUAUCAGUGAUUUGAGAAACAUAGGAAUAGUGAAGGAAUGUGACAUUUUUAGUGGAAAAUGGAUUCCUGAUCCUAAUGGUCCUUACUACACUGAUGCAACUUGUAGCCUAAUCAUCGACCAGCACAAUUGCAUGAAAUUUGGCAGACCUGAUACGGAGUUCAUGAAAUGGAGGUGGAGACCAGAGAAAUGUGAGCUACCUUUCUUUAAUGCAAAGCAAUUCUUGGAACUUGUUCGAGGGAAGAUGAUGGCCUUCGUCGGAGACUCUGUAGGAAGGAAUCAAAUGCAAUCAUUGUUAUGUCUCUUAUCCAGUGUGACCCAUCCUGAGGAUAUUUCUCGUAGGUAUACAGCAGACACAACAUAUUUCAAACGCUGGUUCUAUGCUGAUUACGGGUUUACUCUAGCUACUCUUUGGUCUCCGUUCUUGGUUAAGUCCCGUGAUGCAGACCCCAAUGGUCAUUCCCUCAACAGCCUGAUGAGCCUUUACUUAGACCAAGCUGAUGAGGCAUGGGCUAGUCAGAUUGAAAGUUUCGACUAUGUGAUCAUCUCAGCUGGACAAUGGUUCUUCCGUCCUCUUAUAUACUACAUCAAUGGUCAGAUUGUUGGUUGUCAUAACUGCUACAUGGAAAACAUUACUGCUGUCACAAAGUAUUAUGGCUACAGAAUGGCAUUUCGAACUGCGUUUGAGACCCUUCGAAGCCUAAAGAACUACAAGGGCAUUACAUUUUUAAGGACAUUUUCUCCUUCACACUUCGAAAAUGGAGCGUGGAAUGAAGGAGGGAAUUGUAUUAGGACAACGCCCUUUACAAGCGAGGAAAUGAAGUUCGAUGGGUAUAACUUGGAAUUCUACCUCACACAAGUUGAAGAGCUAAGGAAAGCACAGAAAGAAGGGAGGAAGGGGGGUUUAAAAUUUGAGCUGCUAGCAACUACAGAAGCAAUGCUGCUGAGGCCAGAUGGGCACCCAAACUAUUAUGGUCGCUCACCUCAUAGCAAUGUGACUGUAGCUGACUGCGUUCACUGGUGCUUGCCUGGCCCCAUUGACACUUGGAAUGAGUUUUUGCUUUAUAUGAUAAGGAAGGAAGCGUGGAGAUCUUUUUAUGAGAAGCUACAGAAAACUAUUUCAUGAAGAAAUGAAUAUAUUCGUAUAUCUUCAACACGUUUUAUCAACACUAUUCGUUAUUCUUUGUAAUCUUUGUUCUGUAAUGGGUUAUCGUUUACAAGUAAAUGAAGUGUUUACGAACAUAUGAAACAAGAACAUGGAAAAGGUUUCAUGUUCCCCUCACAUUACACAUACCGACAGUCGAAUCAACAUACCAAUGGGAUCAAAUCCACUACUUCUAGCUGUUAUCAAAGAAGCACCGAAGCUUUCAAAUUAUUGCAUUUUGAGAAGCCAUGGACAAACAUAUGUAUCAAAUAAAUUGAACAGCCCAGUCAUCAUCACCUAUGGUGUUUGGUAUUGAACUAAAUAGAGUGCAAAAGGGGUGCUCAUUUUGCAAGAUCUUUA